Molecule: messenger RNA, 841 nt
Organism: Schistosoma margrebowiei
Lineage: Eukaryota; Metazoa; Platyhelminthes; Trematoda; Strigeidida; Schistosomatidae
Source: the annotation of a GenBank genome assembly
UGUUAUAAUAGUUUGUUUAGUGGGAUUGUUUGUUUAUGGAGUGUAUAGAAAUUUGAUAGCGAUGUCCAGUGAUACACAGAGAGAUUUGCUUCUCGGUAUAGAUAGUAUGAUUACCAAAUUACUCACUGCUAUUCGAUUCGAACGCAGGAUAUAUGAUAAUUCUUUUCAUGAAGUUGGAAGUUCACCUGAGAUUUCCAACGUAAAUAGCAAAGGAAAAAGAUCUCCACCAACGACGUUUUGUAAAGCCACACAAACUGUACAAACAUUUCCAGUGUCUUCGGAUAUAUGUGAUCCACCAAUUAAUUUGAGGUUAAACAAAGACUUUGUCUCAAAAUAUGCAUCAUCCGAUUUCACUUCAUCUGGACAUCGAUCAUGUGGCUCAUCGAUAGCGCAUCGUUGUGAGGAAGAUAUCAACAAUCACUUUACAAUGGUGUGUCCCUCACAUCCGAGCUUAUCAUGCUCAUGCAGUUGUAAACUAUAUCAGAAUAAGUAUUGUUCCACUCCUAAGUGCAAUAAUGUUGAUCUUAGUCGAACCGGUUAUAUAACAACUCACUCUAACCAUAUUAUAUCAGCAGAUGUUAAAGGUUCUCGCAACGAACGUCGAACGUCUUCCACAAGUGGUUGUUCCACUGCUUGCUCUUCCUGUCAAAGACAUACGUGUGGUUUCGUCACUCCAAAGUAUCCCUCUGAGUUGUUUCCUAAUAAAUCUGAUUGUUCUUGCUCUUGUCAUAUGCAUGUCUUAUCAAAACUCUCUUAAUGUUAUCUCAUAAAAUGCAUUUGUACAGAAAAACUAUGUAUUUUGUAAAUUUGAGCUGUUUUAUUCUUCCCUAACCUUGUUACC